UCAUUCAAUUUCCUUCACUUCACGGAACAAACCCUCAUUAAAAUUCGCGUUCUUCAUUUUCUCCGCUUCAUUCAUUACUUCUUCAUUUAUUUCCAUUGUUAUCUCGCUAAAGUCUCAAACCUUUCUGUGCUCUGCUCUGCUGAGGAAAUUCUGUAACUUGAUGAUUAUAAAGAUGAACUGUUUCUUCUUCAAAAACAAGUCAAAAUCCGACCCAGAAUUACCAAAGCGAAGGAAGAAGAGAAAUCAGGUGGGCAAUAAUGGAGCAAGCAAGUCCUCCCCCAGCUCGCUACCAUCGCCGAGAAGCAUAAAAGAAUUGUACAAAGAGAAAGAGCACAAUUUCAGAAUCUUCACUUUGCAAGAGAUGGUAAAUGCAACACAUGGUUUCAAUAGGAUGCUCAAGAUUGGAGAAGGGGGUUUCGGGAAGGUAUAUAGAGGAACAAUUAAACCUGACCCUGAAGAUGGAGCUGAUCCUAUUCUGGUCGCAAUAAAAAAGCUUAACACGCGUGGCUUACAGGGACAUAAAGAAUGGCUUGCAGAAGUUCAAUUUCUCAGCGUCGUUAACCACCCGAAUUUGGUUAAGCUUCUGGGAUACUGCUCCGUAGAUGGUGAAAAAGGAAUCCAACGGUUGUUGGUGUAUGAGUUCAUGUCUAACAGGAGUCUGGAAGAUCACCUUUUCAGUCUUUCUUUACCUCAUUUGACUUGGAAAACAAGAUUGCAAAUCAUGCUCGGUGCUGCUCAAGGAUUACAUUAUCUACAUAAUGGACUGGAGGUUAAGGUGAUCUACCGAGAUUUCAAAUCUUCAAAUGUGUUACUGGACAAGAAAUUCCAUCCCAAGCUUUCAGAUUUCGGUCUUGCUAGGGAGGGCCCAACGGGUGAUCAGACUCAUGUAUCUACUGCUGUAGUGGGGACACAGGGAUAUGCUGCUCCAGAGUAUGUUGAAACAGGUCAUCUCAAAAUUCAGAGUGACAUAUGGAGUUUUGGUGUGGUACUUUAUGAGAUCCUCACGGGAAGGCGUGUAUUGAAUAGAAACAGACCAAUAGGGGAACAAAAGCUUAUAGAGUGGGUUAAAAAUUACCCUGCUGACAGUAGCAGAUUCAGCAAGAUCAUUGAUCCUCGUCUCAAGAACCAAUAUUCACUUGGUGCUGCUCGAAAAGUAGCCAAAUUGGCAGAUAACUGCUUGAAGAAGAAUCCUGAAGAUAGACCAUCCAUGAGUCAGAUAGUGGAAAGCUUGAAGCAAGCAUUGCAGGAUUCAGAAACCAAUACACUUAGCUCAAUAUGACUUCUAAAUCCACUGAAUCUAAAUUGGUCCCGAGUGGUAAAUAGGUGCAGCUUGAGAAUAAUUUUUGUAAUUAGUUUGAUUCAUCACCACAAAGCCAAGUCCUAUACUGUCUUCAGUAUGGUUUUGUUUGGAGAAACUUUUCUAUAAGCACUUAUAGAAGACUAUAAGAAUAAAAUAGAUUGAGUUUCUCACAAUUGAUAAAGUAAGGUGUAAGAUGAUUUUAGCUUAUAGAGUAAACUCAAUUCAUUUUAUUUAUUUUUCCCCCUCUUAUUAAUGCUUAAGGAAAAAUUUAUCCAAA
Molecule: messenger RNA, 1577 nt
Organism: Glycine soja
Lineage: Eukaryota; Viridiplantae; Streptophyta; Magnoliopsida; Fabales; Fabaceae
Product: probable serine/threonine-protein kinase PBL19
Exons: 4
Coding region: 161-1279 (372 amino acids)
Biological process (GO): protein phosphorylation
Molecular function (GO): protein kinase activity; ATP binding
Source: RefSeq, a predicted model, not a curated record